UAAAAAGUCCUGAGGUACUUAUAUAAACUUCCUUGUUAAAAAUAAGGGAAACUUAAGGUACAAAAACGAUCCCAAAUCUCAACUACAUUAUUAAGCACAAAUGAAUACAGCCAAACUUAAAGUAGAACAGUAUAUACAUCUUCUUUUUCGAUUUCACAGUCACAGCAACGAAUACAUAAUAAACAAACCCAUUUGCAAGAUGCAUGACUGACAAACUACCAUACAUGAUACAUCUGACCUCACUUCCUCUAGUGAUUAUAUUAUAUCUAUUUUAGGCGCAAGUAUGGUGAGAAAAGCCAAAGUUUAAAGAGGAUUGAUUAUAGAUAGGGUUAGGUUUGUCAUGAAUAACAAACAAGUAAAGUUUUGCUAUUAAAAUUCGAGAGCUUAACAAAUUCUAAUAAUUCUUGAUUUCAAAAAACAAAAUCUAAUAAUAAUAUCCACAGUUGUAGGAGAUGGAACAUAACAAUACUUCCUUAAUUCCCAACAAGGAUACCUAUAAUUGGCUCGUUGAUUUCAUCAUUCCCAUUAGGUUUAGGAAAAGGAUAUGAAUGCAUAUGUAAAGGACCAAGUUUGUCACAAAAACAACCAGAUUAUUACUUGAUCAUUCGUUCAUAAUUAAUGUCAAGAAAUAUCAGCAGAAAGGUGGUUAUCAAUUUCAUAAACCACUUGUGUUGUUAGGAUUAGCAGCUCCGUUAUCAUGGCUAUACUUUGGCCAGCGCGCGAGUUCUUUGAGAAGAGCCAUUCAUCCGAACCCCCUCCGAGACCUGGGCCUACUGUCGUUGGCUGUAUGGCUCUUUAAGAAGAUGAUGUGCUGGUUUUAUCCGAGUCGCAAAACAAAGAUAACCAAUUUGAUUUCUCUGGCCAUGCUUCAAAUCCUCAUCAUGAUCAUCCUGGUCAUGGGUUACGCCAUGGUGGUCACCCAUAAGGGAGAAGGAAGGGUAGUUCCUGGAAGAGCCUACAAAGAGUAUGAUCGUGGGGAUUUUUCCAAGGAGUUUAUCAAAGCAUGUUCAUCAGGAGAAUCACAGACUGGUCUUAUGUACGAUGCGGUACCAGAUUCCAGAGUUUGCACUAGAUUUGGAGAGCAAUUCAAUCAUCUUAACGAGUUGGAGUUCUACAAUACCAAUUUUACUCCGUUACAGUCAGGUUGUUGUAAACCGCCCAGUUAUUGUCCUUACGAGUUCAAGAAUGCAACAAUUUGAAAAGAAAAAUACUCCAGAAGAUACUUUUUAAAAAAAGAUUGUAUAUAUUGGUUAAAUGAAGGUACAAACGAAGUAGUAGAUGGGUACUGUCUCUAUUGCAAUUCGUGCAUGGGUGCAAUUCUUUUCAACAUCAAAUCGGAAUGGAGACAUAUGGUCCUUACCAAUACACUUGUACAAAAUAAAGUUUAAAGGGGCUAA
Molecule: messenger RNA, 1397 nt
Organism: Mercurialis annua (annual mercury)
Lineage: Eukaryota; Viridiplantae; Streptophyta; Magnoliopsida; Malpighiales; Euphorbiaceae
Product: tetraspanin-8-like
Exons: 2
Coding region: 804-1199 (131 amino acids)
Biological process (GO): auxin-activated signaling pathway
Cellular component (GO): plasmodesma; plasma membrane
Source: RefSeq, a predicted model, not a curated record